AUGGUCAUGGCACUCAGGUGGAUCCCUCUGGUCUUCUGUCUUGGACUGGUAAGUACAAGCCUUCACAUUUAUUCUGUGUAGUACUGACAUUGACCUCUUAUUAAGACUAUGAAUUCUCUUUAUUGAUUGAUGAAUGUACAUUCUGACAUAUAUUUACCAGGCAGCAGCAAAGCUGUCAGGUGAUACAGGUAAGUCACAAUCUUUUUCAUGUAACUCUCUGUCACAUGGUAAAAAAAACAAACAAAUUAUUGGAUAUAAAUUACAUUGAGGACCCUAUGAGGUUACUUUAAGUAAAAUAAAUUUCCCUGCAAAUUCUGGAUCACUUGAUCUUCUGACAAUUGCAAAAUUUAAAUACUGUCCACUAAGCAUUACCUGACUGCACUCUGUGUUCUUGUGUUUGUAUUUGUAUCUGUACACUAGCUCACUGAAGGAAGAUCUGCUGACUUACUGACUUACUUCUACGAAUUUAAGAAAUUAUGUCAAAUGAAAACAGCAUUUCAUAGCAUACAUCCCAGACUUGCAAAACUCAUUCAUGUUCAUGCAGCUGGGUUCAUAGCAACAUUAAAUCAAUGAAUCAGAUACUGUAGUUUUGUGACAAAUCUGGCCUGUAACAAUUUGUUCUUUAUCUACAGAAAUAGACGUUGACAAGGGCCGUGACUGGGAUAUCCUUAACGUCAACGAAGGUUUGUGUGCUUGAUUGUAAAAUUAUGCAACAGUAAGUCUAAAUACUUGCAUCUACCAAUACCAUGUUUCUUUGCAGCUGCUGGGCUAGACCUGCUGGAGGGAGACAUCGAACAAGAUGAGGUAAAAUCAUUUAAAAAGACCCCUAAAACCAAAAAGUGCUCCCAUUUUGAAAACUGUAUCUCAUUUAUGCUAUCUAAUUUAGACUGCAGCCUUGUUUUUGAGUGUUCUUUCUGGUGAUAAAACAUUUUUACACACACAUACAUUGCCCCUGCUCAUUAUCCUCUACAAAGAAAGAAAGAAAGUAUUCAUUUUUGGGCUCCGUACACAGGCAUCCUCUGUGGACCCCUACCAACACUGACAGCCAUUUAUUCAGCAACCUCAUGGGCCUGUAUUACAUUAGGGCCCCCUGAGCUCAUUUCUACUUUUAUCCUGAACUGAGGCUCCUGUUGAUGAGGAUAUGGUCAUUAUUCUGGGAGCAGGAACACCUUGAUGUUCUUGUUUUACAAGUUAAAUAAUCAGCUGGUUGAUGAUGAAUUGGAAUCAAACACAAGCCUUGUUCAAUAUCAAGUAUAUUCACAUUACCUUGAGCUAGAACCAUAUGUUGUGCUUAUAAUAAUGAAUUUGAAUUUUGAUGUCUGCAAUGUGAAGUCAGUUUACUUAAUUUGGAAUUAUGCACUCAAUGCACAUGCAAAAUCGGAUUAUUUAUAUAUAAUUAACACUCAAAAACAUAAUUUAAUGUUAAUAAACAUUUUAUCUGUGUUUGCAACAGGUGUAAACUGCUAACAAAUGUCAAAAACAAGCAAUAUUAAAUGUGUUAAUUUUAUGAACAAUGGAAAAAAAAUCAAUUUAAGCAUCAACAAGGUGUUGUAAGUGGCUUAUUGACAAAAAUGGCCUUAGUACAAUAUUUUGCCAGUUUAAAUCAGUAAGUGGUAAUUGGAUACUCAUAAAAAAUAAAACUGAAAUGUUCUGGGGCCACAUAAUAUAAAGGAAUGCCAUAACAGGGAAGAGAUUGAAAGCAUCCAAAUACUCCAAUAUUGCCCUGGUUUUAAAAAAGAACGGGCCAAAAGUCCAUUAUUUUUGUAUGGCAGCCUAGUAAAGCCAGCAGUUGCAGUAACUCAAAGUUACAACACUUUAUAGGAAAAUCAAAUUUGUGCUCAACUAUUUCCAUCAGACAUUCAGCAGAAACUCCAUCUUGGGUGAUGAGUAUCGCUGGCCAACCACCAUUCCCUACUACCUUGAGAACAACUUGGGUAAGACACUGUGCAAAACUGAGGCUCAUAUUCACAGUCAUAUUACAGUCACAGUCAUUCACAGUCUUGUACUUAUAUACCUAUGCUUUUCAUGUUUUUCCUGUGUCUCACAAUUUGUAAUGUGUAGAAAUGAAUGCAAAGGGAGUGAUCCUGAAGGCGUUCGAGCAGUACAGACUGAAGACCUGCAUCGACUUCACACCAUGGAGGGGAGAGCAGAACUACAUCUCUGUGUACAAAGGGAGUGGGUGAGCCAACUCUGAACAGCUCCUGUGACUUACACUUUCACAUUGCUCUGCCUAAUUUUUUAGUUUCUUGCCUGGAAAUGGAUUUCUCUUUUAUUCCUGAUAAAUUGAAUAGCAGGCUGAUUACCCUCAAAGACACCAUGGCUUUAAAGACCACUGUAACUUGCAUCUUGCUUCCUCUCUCUGUAGAUGUUCCUCUUCUGUUGGAAACCAGCACAUGGGAAGGCAGCGGCUCUCCAUUGGUAAAAACUGCGAUCGCCUGGGAACUGUUGAGCAUGAGUUCCUGCAUGCUUUGGGCUUCUGGCAUGAGCAGUCAAGAGCUGACCGGGAUGAUUAUGUCCAGAUCAUGUGGGAUCGCAUUGAACCUGGUAACACUGUCACAUACAAACUGUAACUUCAUGUAAUAUAACACUGCUGGAAAAUGUGUAAAACAAUUGAAAAAUGUUUCUGAUGUUUUAUUUUUCUGUCCAGGCAAAGAGCAUAACUUCAAGACACGAGACGACACAGUGUCUAGUGCCCUGGGUGUUCCCUAUGACUACGGCUCAGUGAUGCAUUACAGCAAGUCAUCUUUUAACAUCGCCUCUGAUCCCUCUAUCAUCACCAAGAUCCCCAAGUUCAUGAAUGUGAUUGGUCAGAGAAUGGGCUUCAGUGCCAGUGACCUGACAAAACUGAACCGUCUCUACAACUGCAGUGAGUCAUCUCAGCCUUUUAUUUCAUUUUUUUAAAAAGUGGAUCACAUAAGGAACAACAUGGUACAGACCAUUAAGUACUGAACUUUUUAACCUAAUAGAGGACACGGAUAGAGGCUUCUAACAUCACCUGCCCAAGAGCAUGUAAUAGAUCACAGUAAACACAGAUGUUUAUAGCUGAUUGCAGUCAACGUUCAAAAAUCAUUCAUAAAGUUUCCCCUGAUACAAUAAAGCAAAAGUUCUUACAUGGCCAACAAGUUAAUAAGUGCUUUGCUAACCUGUAUGACACAAACUACCAUGUAAAAGUCAGCCUGUCGGACUGCUGGUGCUGUCCAAUAAAACCGUGCAAGAUAGAUCUGAAUACUACAUACACCAAAAUAUAACUAACCCAUGCAAAACUGGCUUUCACUGACACCCAAAAAAACAUGAAGCAAGUAUGAUGUAAAAGGGGAAGAGUAAUAUUCAAAUGUACUGAGGUUUGAACCUGCCCAUAGCAGUCAUAGUAUGGACAUCAUACAUCACAUCCCAUACUUGAUUGGAUGACAUGGAACUUUGUUGAUUCUUUUGGGAAUUCCAGCAACAUUAGUAUGUACAGAAGAAAAAAACAGAAAGGUUGAAUAAAGCCUUUGAGUGUUAAUAUGUUUGUUAAUAGCCAUCAAUAUCAAACCAGCUCAUAAAAUGUGAAAGUUUGUUUGUUUCUGUUUCAACAAGAUAGGUCGGAGUUGAUCUGGCACAAAUUGACAAUAAUGUGUGAGGCUAAUCUUGGUCAAUAAUUAUAUGUUAUUAGCUUUCAACAAUAAACAGUGAUCAAGUAGUCUCUUAAUAGACCUUGGUAAUAGACCUAUUGGAUAACAUAUUGAUCAAAGGUUCCAGAUUAAAAUCUAUAAAAAAGGUUAUGUUCUUCAAGUAAUCAUUAUGUAAUACAAGGGGAGUGAACUCUUUAACAUAUGAUUCCUUUAUUAAAUGACUACAAGAGCACAGCAAGAAUCUUAAAAAACAUAUAAAUAUAUCUGCCCAAACAGCAGGUCAGAUUCUUGUGUAGUUGCUAAAGGAAUUUACCCUGUUGCCUCCAGAUGUUAUAUCAGGAUGAGUGACACCAAUCAACUGAAAUUACUCCACCUUUUCAACAAAAACAGGAGUUUUUAAGAUUAUAUCUAUGACUGACAGUUGUUGAUGGCUUUACCUCUGAGCAUUUUACCAAGGAUGUUACCCUUUCUCCUAUUCUUACCCACAGACCAACAGGUAGAGCAACAAACAAAAGAAAGUUCUGCAAAUUGUACUUUAAUUUCCUUAAGCUCUGGUUAGUAGUUCUGCAUAUUUUGCAGUAAGGGUUGAAAUAACAAAAAUGAAAAACUGACUUGGGGAUAUAAUGAAACAUAUAAUGCUGCUGUAAUUGUUACAUCAGAAGUGUGUACUGACACAAAAUCCUAUUUGAGAUAUGACGGUUUCUUAUGCAACACCCUAAUCAGUCUAUGAUUGAUUUUUAAAUGACUUAACCCAUUGAAUGUGUUAUUUAUGCAAAAAUCAAAUGUAGUAAACCACAUUUUCACAACUCUACAGGUAAAAGAAAAAAUAAACAGUAAAUCAAAGACUCUUCAUGAAAUAAUACAGCUGUUUUGUUUUUGUUUUUAUCUCCACAGCCAAGUCGUCUACCUUUGUGGACAGCUGUGACUUUGAGGAGGACAACGUCUGUGGGAUGAUUCAGGGUCCUGGAAACAGACACUGGCAGCAGCUUAGCUCUGUUAGUGGAGGGCCUCAGACUGACUUCUCCAACAUGGGACAAUGCAAAGGUAGGGUCUGUAUUUGCCGUUCAAAUAGCUAGUUGCUGGAUGAUAAAUCUGGAAUCUAAAACCUUUAUUUUUAAAUAAAUGACUCAAGUGGUUCUGGAUAUUCCCCCUAUGAUGGCGACAGUUGAACAUUUUUUAUGACUGCAGACUGUACACAUUAAUAUCUCUAUGUAGUUGCUCAUUUAACAGUUAUAUAAAAAAGCUGAUAUCCUUAUCUUAUCCAUUUGAAGUCUAAGGAUAUUUCAAAGUAAAGGUUCCCUGUACAAGGUACAGACCAGCAGUAAAACAGACUGAUGACAGUUUGAAGUCUCAAGCUAAAUACUAAUUUAUUACAUAUUAUCUAUCAGUGGUGAUUCCAUUGAUUGUUUUAAAAAAGCUAAGACAUAUCUGUGUAAAUUAUGGCUCAAACAUCCUUCAGUUGUGUCUUUCCCUCCUCACAGGAAAAGGUUUCUUCAUGCACUUCAGCACAGUGUCUGCUGAACCUGGAGACCAUGCAUUUCUGGAGAGCCGUUGGCUUUACCCCAAACCUGGAGCCCAGUGUCUGCAGUUCUUCCUUCAUAACAGCGGUGCAAGUGAUGAUGUUCUUAAUAUCUGGGUACGAGAGUAUGACCAGGAAAACCCCAGUGGUAGAAUGAAGCUCUCUAAGAGUAUCUCAGGUAAUAAAUGUGAAAUAACAUGCAUAUGCCAGAAUUAACUGUAAGGAAUUUACCCCUUCAUGACUACAGUGGCUCCACAUAGCACUUUGACUGCAUUAAUAUUUACCAGGGUUUGUUUUCAACCAGUUCAAGUAAACAAAAUUUGAUCAAAGUUAUUUAGAGAUUUUAACCGUGACCACCAGAAACCAGUACGUCAUCUUUGUAGGUGGAGUCAUGGGCUCCUGGGAACUGCACAACAUCGAGCUGGAUGUGAAAAACAAGUCCCGUGUGGUCUUUGAAGGAGUACGGGGAAAUGGUCCAUCCACAGGAGGUUUCUCCUUGGAUGACAUUAAUCUGUCAUCCACCAAGUGUCCUCAGCACAUCUGGCACAUCCGCAACUUAACCCGCUUGAUGGACACCACACCAGUAGGAAGUAAACUUUACAGCCCUCGAUUCCUGUCACCAUCAGGAUACUCAUUCCAGGUAUGUGGUACACUUAUAUUUCAUCCCCUCAAUUUUAAAUGUAUAAAUAUGUUAAUAUGUUAAUAUGCUAGCUAACUUUUUAUCAAAACAUCUGCAGCUGUUCUUGUCUGUUCAACGUAUGGGUAUGUCACUGUUUGUGUAUUUUGUCCUAGGGGGGAGGGAAGUCUCUGGGCCUCACCUUAGCUUUAAAUUUCUAUCAAAUAAGUACAUACUUUUUUCUUUCUUCUCUUUUUUUUCCCUCCUUUUCCUAUUUCUCCUCUCCUUACUACUCAGAUUUACCACUCAGGCUUUGACUCGAGGACACGGGGUACUGCCAUUCUAAUUCAUAAAAAUGUUCAUUUUACUAAAAAAGAUAUUAUCUCCGACCCCUGUGGCCGUUACAUUAUGGUUUCAGGUUGUCUCUUUAAUACCCCAGUGCUCUUGGUAAACAUUUAUGCCCCAAACUGGGAUGAUGAAGCUUUUAUUAAUAAGAUUAUCUCCCACCUGCCUGAUCUGAACUCUUACCAUUAGAUUUUUGGAGGUGAUACAAAUUGCACCAUGGACCAAGUCUUAGAUCGAUCAAGUACAAAGAAAAAAGCUAUUUCCAAGAUGGCGAAGGCUAUAUCUUCAUUCAUGAGUGAAGUAGGUUGUAUGGAUGUUUGGCGUUUUAAGUUUCCUGACAAGAAAAUCUUUUCUUUUUUCUCUAAAGUACAUAAAACGUUCACUAGAAUUGACUACUUAUUCAUCGAUAAAUUUUUCUUACCCUCGGUUAAAUUCGUUGACUAUUCAGCUAUCGUAGUUUCAGACCACACCCCCUUACUGCUUGACCUUGAUUUUUCAAAUUUAAACAAAACCCGUCCACUUGGAGACUAAAUUCCGUAUUACUAAAAGACCCUAAUUUUAGCACAUUUAUUGCCAAUAAAAUUGAUGAAUUCAUCUCAAAUAAUAACUCUGAUACUGUCUCUCCAUCUUUACUUUGGGAAACCCUAAAGGCUGUAAUCAGGGGGGACAUUAUAUCAUAUUGCUCCAAAAAGAAUAAAUUAAAGAAAAAACAACAAGAUCAGUUAAUUGAAGGUAUUAAAAGGUUGGAUAAUGAUUACUCAGUAUCUCCUUCCCCUGAAACAUAAAGAGAGGCUAAGUUUACAGAUGCAAUAUGAUUUGCUUACUACAGAGAAAACAGAAAAUACGUUAAUGCGUUCAAGGGGCCUCAUGUACGAACACGGUGAGAAGGCAGGCCGAUUACUAUCCCAUCAACUCAAGAAAGAGAGUGCUGCAAGAAACAUUCCCCAAAUUAAGAACUCAGAUGGCUUAUGUACAGUUAUUCCGACAGAAAUUAAUAACACUUUUAGAACCUUUUAUUCCGAUCUGUAUACUACUCGGUUCCCUGUGAACAUUUCCGAUAUGAUGAGCUUCCUUGGGGACCUCCAGUUUCCGAUUCUUCACGCUGAAAAAUAUGAGACUUUAGAACAGCCUUUAAGCUUGAAGGAGAUUGAAGACUCAAUUUUAGCAAUGCAAAAUGGGAAGGCUCCUGGCCCAGACGGCUAUCCAGUUGAAUUUUAUAAAAUAUUUUCUAAUAAACUAGCUCCACUCCUGUUGAAAAUGUACACUGACUCUCUUGGAAAGGGCCUCCUACCUCAAACACUCACAAAAGCAUCAAUUUCGCUUAUCCUAAAACCGGACAAAGACCCACUGAACUGUGGUUCAUACCGGCCCAUAUCUCUUCUAAAUGCUGACUACAAGAUUCUUGUGAAAAUAUUAGCUUCAUGUAUGGAGACAGUCAUUAGUGACAUAAUCUCGACAGACCAGACUGGUUUUAUCAGAGACCGUCAUUCCUCAUCCAAUAUUCGUUGUCUCCUCAAUGUUAUUCUCUCUCCUGCAUCCUCGUGGACCCCCGAGGUGGUGGUCUCCUUGGACGCAGAGAAGGCGUUUGAGAUGGUGGAGUGGAGUUACUUACUAGAGGUUCUCAAGAAGUUUGGUCUUGGUCCUAGGAUGAUCUUUCUUAUCUCACUUCUCUACUCGGCCCCUAAGGCUUCGGUCAGUACCAAUGGAAUGAAUUCCCAGAUGUUUACACUCUCUAGAGCAGGCAUGUCAAACAUACGGCCCGCGGGCCGGACCCGGCCCGUUGGAUGAUUUAAUCCGGCUCGGCAUAAAUUUCUGAGUAUGUCAAAAAAAGAAGCGAGUCUCUAGCUCAUUUCUAUCAAAAGUUAUGAUUUUUUAAAAUAAAUACAAACCAAAUGCUCCCUCCGGCCGCGGGAGGGCAGUAAAUGUGUACUGUCAAUUUCAUCAGAGCGCGCGGUCUAAAUCACCGUCAAUUUGACACAUUUCUCAGUGAUAAUGACAUUCAUGUUGGCCUACCAUACCACACUGACGUGCGGUGGUUAAGCAGAGGUGCAGUACUCAAGCGCUUCUUUGAGCUACGAGGGGAAAUCGGACAGUUCAUGGAGAAGAAGGGACGCCCAGUAAAGGAAAUUAAAUGCAAGGAAUGGGUGCAGGAUCUUGCGUUUAUGGUUGAUAUGACACAACACUUGAAUACACUUAACACUACAUUGCAGGGCCGUAACAGAGUUAUCACUCAAUAUUACGACAGCAUAAGUGCGUUCAAGAUGAAACUGUCACUGUGGGAGACGCAGCUAUCCAACGGUGACACAGCGCAUUUCUCUUGUCUCACAGCUGUGCGUCCGGAGGCACCGGACCGUCCCGAUAAUGAUUUGGAAAAAUAUAAAGACAACAUAACAGAUUUGCUGCGAGAGUUUGAGCAGAGGUUUCAGGUAUUCAGUGCACUUGAGAACAAAUUUGGCUUUUUUCGUUCGCCAUUUACAGUGAAGCCUUCUGAUAUGCCAGCUGACAUUCAACUUGAGCUUAUUGACUUGCAGUGCGAUUCCGCUAUGAAGGAUAAAUUUGGGUCCGUGGGAUUGGAUACGUUUUAUCAAUAUCUCGUGCCAGGUUACCCCAAAUUAACAGCCAUGGCUGCAAAGGUUCUAUCCAUGUUUGGGACUACUUAUCUUUGUGAACAGGUGUUCUCCGUAAUGGACAAUAAUAAAACAAAGCAGCGCUCAAGGUUAACAAAUAAACACUUGAAUGACAUUGUUAAAUUUGCUGCUACUCAGGAUCUGACACCUAAUAUCGAUACACUUGUGAAGGCAAAAAGAUCCCAAGUUUCAGGAGCCAGCAGCAGCAAAUAGACUGCAGGAGUGCAAUGAGAGAGAGAGAAAGUGUGAUGACACGAAAUUUGUUUACACUCAUGAAUACAGAUCAUUAAAAAUACGAUUAAUCUGGUUUCAUAUUAAAGACAAUUAAUAUUGUGCAGUAUAUUCUCAGCUUCAGUAGGCCCAGCCUAGUAGUUUGAUCUGAUGUAGUCUGAUCUUAUUGCCCAUGCACUGCUAUAACUUUUAUUUUGUAUUUCUUUUCUUAUUUAUUUCAAAGCAGUAUGACAAUUAAGGCGAAAAUAUUUUUUUCAUAGCUCCCACUUGAGUUUGUUUAGUGUGGUGAGUUGGUUCAGGUGUAAAACUGCAUUCACUUAACUGUUAAAAUAAACCCGUUGUUAACACAUUCACCGCCUAACAUGAAAUCAUUUUUUUUCCAUUGUUUGUGAAUAAAUGUGUUGUGCAUAGAAAAGAUCCCUUGUCAUCCGUGAUUAUAAUAUGUAGGGUAGGCUACAAAUGUAGGCUGAAUGAUAAAGCAUAGUAUUGAAAAACAAAGCUAAAUAUUUGGAGUUGGCAUUCUUUUACUGAUCCGGCCCACCUGAGAACACAAAGUCUGGAUCCGGCCCCAGAGCCAAACUGAGUUUGACAUGCCUGCUCUAGAGGCUGCAGACAAGGUUGCCCAGCAAGCCCCCUACUGUUCGCCCUGGCAAUCGUACCUCUCUCUAUUGCCCUGAAAUCAGCUCCCUUCUGCCAGGGUAUUCGCAGGUGGGGAUUGGAAUAUAAAGUCUCUCUGUAUGCAGAUGACUUAUUAAUAUAGAUAUCAGACCCAGUUUCCUCAGUUCCAGAGAUCAUCCAAUUGUUGAAUAGAUUUGGUACUUUUUCGGGUUGCAGAUUAAACUUUAAUAAAAGUGAAUGCUUUCCAAUAAACGACUUGGCUCGCAAAAUUCCAAGCAAUUCACUGCCAUUUCGUACCUCUGAGAUUGGGCUUAAAUAUCUGGGGGUACUUAUCCGUAGAUCGCUAGAUGAUUUGUUUAGAGAUAAUAUCUUACCCCUUGUUGAGAAACUAAAAGUAGAUUUACACAGGUGGGGACUUAUCAAUAUCUCACUGGCAGGGAGAGUAAAUUGUAUUAAGAUGAACGUGUUUCCCUGUUUUUUGUAUUUAUUUCAAGCCUUACCAGUCUUUAUUCCUAGAUCCUUUUUUUGUAAACUUGACUCAUUGUUGUCCUCAUUUAUCUGGGGGGACAAACCCUCAAGAAUAAAGAGAGAAUAUCUACAAAGAUCUAGGGCCGAAGGUGGUCUUGCGCUCCCUAAUUUUAAGUUUUACUAUUGGGCUGCUAACAUUUCUAAGAUAAUUUGCUGGUCCCAACACUCUGAUUUAGAUUGGUGUAAAAUUGAAGCCAACUCAUGUCUUAACACAUCUUUACUAGCCUUAACUACUACCAAAUUACCUAUUUUACCUAAAUGUCACUCAGCUAACCCAAUUGUUGGGAGUACCUUGCAGAUAUGGUCUCAAUUUAGAACCUUUUUCGGCCUCCGUGAACUAUCUCUCUUCAGUCCUAUUUAUAAUAAUCAUCUAUUUGCCCCCUCAAGGACAGAUCCAAGCUACUUGACGUGGCACAGACUGGGCCUCUCUAGGCUAUCAGAUCUCUAUAUUGACGGGAUUUUUGCAAAUUUUAGAGAACUAGCCAGUAAAUAUGAACUUCCGAAUUCCCACCUUUUAGAUUUUUUCAAAUUCGUGACUUUGUUAAAACUCACAACCCUUCAUUCCCUAAUAAGCCUCCUAGUUCUGGAAUGGAACCUAUUCUAGAUGCUCCUGGUCAAUUAAAAAGACUUUUGUCCUUUGUCUACAAUGUAAUCUCUUCUUUAAGAGCAACUACUGUAGACGGGAUCAGAUCGGGCUGGGAGGAAGAGUUUGGAGAACCAAUCGCAGAUGACACUUGCAAGCGGGCACAGACUCUAGUGAAUGGCAGUGCCUCGUGUGCCCGACUCAGCCUGAUACAACUGAAGGUCUUUCAUCGUUCCCAUUAUAGCAAAGCCAAAUUGGCUAGAAUAUACCCCACCCUGGAUGAUACCUGUGACAAAUGUCACUUAUCCCAUGCAGAUUUAACUCAUAUGUUUUGGGCUUGCCCCCGUAUACAGACAUACUGGAUUGACAUAUUUAGACAUUUAUCUCAAAUGUUUAACAUUAAUCUGCAACCCAAUCCAGAAUCAGCUAUUUUUGGGGUGCUGCCCAGAGAAUUAACUUAUAAUAGAACAACUCAAAAUGGUAUUGCUUUUCUGACACUGCUGGCACGGAGGAAAAUCCUGCUAGAGUGGAAGUCUCCACACGCCCCCCAAUCACACUCUUGGCUGAAAGAUGUGAUGGCUUAUUUAAAAUUAGAGAAAAUCAAAUUUGAUUUACGGGGGUCACCAGGUGGUUUCACGUCCCCCUGGAUCCCCAUUAUAAAUUACUUAACACAACUUGAUAACUCUUUGAGAUCUGAGACUGCGCCCCCCCCACCUCCGUCGCAUGCCACUCUGUCUCUAAACUUUCUCUUACCUUUUUUUCUUGACCCUUUGUCUUACUUUACUUACUAAAUUGCUCACUUAUUAUUGCUGUUUCUCUAUUUUUUUUUUUUUUUUUUGGGGGGGGGGACUAAAGGAAGAUACACACAUGAUAACCAUUCUUUUUGCUUUUUGAACAUGUACUGUACAUUAAGACUAUCUAUGUACUGUCUUUGCAGUGGGUGAAGGUGGGAAGGACCAGAGACUUGGGAGGUAGGGGGGAGGGAGGGUGAGAGGGAAUGCUUGAUGUUCACUGUUAAAUGUUUGACCCAAACUUUGUCCUUUUGCUGUACCAAAUUCUGAGCCUUAGAGCUGUGUGUGUAUGUCGUGUUCGGACUGUUGUCGUUUUUUUCUAUUGGAAAAAGAAAAAACGAUACAUGAACAUUUGAAAUAUUACACUCUGCCUUUCUACUCAUGUUGAAUAAAAACUAAUUAUAAAAAUAAAAAAAAAAAACAUCUGCAGCUCAAGUCUAAUCAUAAACACACCAUUUCAGAAAGAUUUAGUUCAAAGUUUUUGAUUUUGAAGAUUUUGAAAUCCAUAGACUACAACUGUUCAGCAUGUUUACUGUUGCUGAGAAAUAACUGGAUAUUCUUUUUACCAGGGAGGCAUGACGCAAAUCAUUUAUUACAAGUUUUUGUUUAAAAAGCUGUCAUGCACCAAGACUGACAAACUGAGCAGAUUCAUAUGCUGAGGCAAAAAUUUUAGAAUUGCAAGAUAGUAACACAGUAAGAUAAGAUACUCCUUUAUUAGUUCCACAAGGGGAAAUUCCCAUUUAAUGGCAGUGCAAUAGAGUGGUUGGCUACUUUUUACUAGUUGCUUUCUUCAUUUUGACCAUGAUCUCUUUGGUCUGUAGGUGGGUGUGUAUCUUAAUGGAAGAAGUGACCGCCCAGGCUACAUGGGCACCUACUUCCAUCUGACUUCAGGCCCAAAUGACCACAACCUUAAGUGGCCGUGCCCGUGGCAAAUGGGGACUAUGGCCCUGAUGGAUCAGCAGUCUGAUGUCAGACAGCAGAUGAACAUGCACCGCAUGGUCACCACAGACCCCAACAAGAUGUCGUCUGAUGGUAUGGACCUGUUCUGCCAAAUAGUGUAAUAGAUUAAUGAGAGGAGAUAAUCAUUCAACUCUCACAAUAUUUUAACUCUGACCAUGAACAUUUUCAAAAACCCAACCAUGUUGGAUUUUGAGCAUUAAUACAGCCACGUGAUUGGCUAUUAGGAUGUAACUAAUAGGCAGAGGCUGCACUACAGAGAGCCAAUCAGUCCUAACUGAUCUCAUUCACAUUCCUUAAGCUAUGCUAAGUGCAUGUGGUUUGGUCUGGUGAGUACUGCAUUAUACUGCAAGCCCUCUGAUUGAUGUCAGUCAUCACUUUCAAUUCAGAGAAAACUGACUUCCCCACUGAGCUACAGCUACUCAGGAGAAAACCACGAUUGAGGUCAAAUAAAAGGAAUUCAUCCAAGUGGACUUUUACUUUGGAUGAGAGCAGAAAUUUCUCUUACUUUUGGGUGAAAAAAGGGUCCUUGCAGAAAGUCCUCAUAGCAGAUUUAUAGAAAGUGUACAUGCUCUGAAUGACAGCUAGUCACAGCAGAGAAGAACAGGAUUUAACUGAUAUGAACCAAGUUUGGUGAGACAUACUUGAAGGGUGUCUUAUUCAUUUUCUAACACUACAGCCAGUCUUCAUAUUUGUUAAACUGGAUUUUUCCCCCAACAGGAAGUGAGUACUACUGGGAUGACCCCAGAAAGGUGGGCUCUAAAGUGACCUCAUCAGAUGGCAGCUCUUACUAUCGAGGCCCAGGUCAGGGGACAAGCACCUUCAUCACCCACAGCAGACUGAAGAGCAGAAACUACAUCAAAGGCGAUGAUGCUUUCUUCCUCCUCAGUCUGGAAGGUGUGGAGUCUCUCAGACACAGGAUAGGACCAGGACUUUAA
This is a messenger RNA of Xyrichtys novacula (pearly razorfish), 13364 nucleotides long. NCBI's taxonomy places the organism in Eukaryota, Metazoa, Chordata, Actinopteri, Labriformes, Labridae. The record is from the annotation of a GenBank genome assembly.